Messenger RNA from Melopsittacus undulatus (budgerigar), 3125 nucleotides. It is a transcript of the gene SLC68A1, whose product is annotated as major facilitator superfamily domain containing 13A. NCBI's taxonomy places the organism in Eukaryota, Metazoa, Chordata, Aves, Psittaciformes, Psittaculidae. The record is from RefSeq and is a predicted model, not a curated record. The transcript has 9 exons. The coding region runs from base 155 to 1684 and encodes 509 amino acids.
UGUGCCGCCUGGCGGGGGAACGGCGGGGGCAGCGCCGGUAGCGGACGCAGGAGCAACAAUGGAUUGGCCCCAACAAAGAUGUCACAAGUUUUGGGAUAAGACAUCCCAUCUGAAAUGGAGGUGAUCCAGGGAGCUGAAUGCUGACUGCACCGACAUGGGGUUGCGACUCGUGGCUUGUGUUUUCCAUUUGCCCACUGCAGUGAUCUACGGGUCCCUGUCGCUGUUUGUUUCCAUUUUGCACAACGUGUUCCUCCUGUACUACGUGGACACUUUUGUCUCUGUUUACAAGAUUGAUAAACUGUCCUUCUGGAUUGGAGAGACAGUGUUUCUGAUCUGGAACAGCCUCAAUGACCCUCUGUUUGGCUGGCUGAGCGACCGAGUGUUCCUUAGCACACAGCAGCCAGGAGCAGAGAUUUCCUCCCCUGAAGUAGUUCUGAAGAGACUCAAAGCACUAAGCCACAAUGGCCCCCUCUUUGCCAUCUCUUUCCUGGCUUUCUGGGUUGCAUGGGCUCAUCCUGGUUUGCAGUUUCUCCUUUGCCUUUGCAUGUAUGACAGCUUCCUCACCAUGGUCGACCUCCAUCACAAUGCCUUGCUUGCAGACCUGGCUGUUUCAGCAAAAGACAGGACAAGCCUCAACUUCUACUGCUCCCUCUUUAGUGCCAUAGGCUCCCUCUCUGUCUUCACGUCCUACGCAGUGUGGAACAAAGAGGACUUCUUUUCCUUUCGCAUAUUUUGCGUCCUGCUGGCCCUCUGCUCCAUCGUUGGCUUCACUCUGUCCACGCAGUUGCUCCGCCAGCGCUUUGAGUCUGGUGGGAAAGCAAAAUGGGACCAGGAAUCAACCCUAAAAGAGCUGUACAUUGAGAAACCAUCCGUCCCUCCGGAGAAGAGGAUCACCCUGGCAGAGUAUCUGCAGCAGCUCUCCCGGCAUCGCAACUUCCUCUGGUUUGUCGGCAUGAACCUCAUCCAGGUUUUUCACUGCCACUUUAACAGCAACUUCUUCCCUCUGUUCCUGGAGCACCUGCUGUCAGACCAGAUCUCUGUCUCUACAGGAUCCUUCCUGCUUGGUGUUUCCUACAUUGCCCCCCACCUCAACAACCUCUACUUCCUGUCCCUCUGCCGCCGAUAUGGGGUGUAUGCUGUGGUGCGAGGACUCUUCUUCCUGAAGCUGGCUCUCAGUAUUGUCAUGCUCCUGGCAGGACCGGAUCAGGUGUAUCUGCUCUGCCUCUUCAUUGCCAGCAACCGGGUGUUCACAGAAGGGACCUGUAAGUUGCUCAACCUGGUGGUCACCGACCUGGUGGAUGAGGAUCUAGUCCUGAACCGCAGGAAGCAGGCGGCCUCAGCGCUGCUCUUUGGGAUGGUGGCUCUGGUCACCAAGCCCGGCCAGACCUUUGCCCCUCUGAUUGGCACUUGGCUGCUGUCUGCGUACACAGGUUACGACAUCUUCCAGCGCAACCCCUUGAGCAAUGUGGUGAGUGCCCAGCCGAAACUGGAGUCUCCUGCAUUCCUGGAGCCAACGCUUCGCCAGGGCUGCUUUUACCUCCUUGUCUUCGUACCCAUCACAUGUGCGCUGCUGCAGCUCCUCAGCUGGUCUCGGUUCAGCUUGCAUGGGAAACGUCUGCAGAUGGUGAAGGCUCAGCGCCAGAACCUGACCCAAGGCCAAGCACAAGAGGUCAAAACGAUCUAGGGGUGCCCAAGCCCGGAGGAUGUGACUGGGUGCAGGCUGGUGGGCUGAGACUGCCCAAUGUUUACAGCUCCACUGUGAAAUGCUGUAAUGCCAAUCUUUAUCCAUUCCAAGAGGUGGCCACUGGGGAAGGCAGAGAAGUUCAGCAUGAGAGGCCUGGGGCAGAUCACUUGGCCACAGGAGCAAGAGCAUUUGAUCCUGACCUGUCGUAGGAAGCAGCGUGGUGGUGCUGGGUUGCAGUGUGUGCUAGAGACAGACAGAGAACCACAGGGAACCACAGCCUCUGGCAGAGUGAGAGAACUGCACAGGGAGUCCUGCCUUGCUAGAGCCCUGCAACUGUGAGGAGUGGAGUAGGAGGCUCCUGAGGGACCAAGUGACUGAGGGGUUGACAGCAGGAGCAGGGAUGAGAGGACCCUGAAGGCCUUUCCCAAUAGAUGCUACAACCUCUCCCACAUACAGUGCUACAGUUCUUGGACCAAAUCCACUAAAGCAUUUCUUGUUCCCAGGACAAUAUCUUGCACAGCCAGGGUCUGCCAGCUGUGCUUGUUUUAUGCUGAGUUCCCUCCUUUGUAGCCUUGCAGGGGGAGUUGUUGCAGGCUGGGAAAGGCACUGGGCUUGGAGCCUUGAGCUGUAACAUGGCAUUCGGCCUCCUGCUGCCUGUGUUUAUUCCUCCUCUCCCCUCCACAACCCUGUCUUAGCACAGUGUCACAGCUGAGAGCCCCCUCCCACUCUGGCAGCGGCUGUAGGGCUUAGGUCAGAGAACCAGCCCCUAACCCAGCCAUGGAAGUGCCUCCCUGCCCAGGGCCCUCCCAGGUGACAGGCAGCCUGGCACCUUCCCCUCUUGCAGGAGGAGAGCACAGCCUGGAGGAGAUACCAGGACUUGCUUUUGUGCCUUCGAUUCCUCCUUGGAGCCUUUCUGAGAACGCUGGGCUGGCACAGGGCUGGGAUUCUACCCCUGUGGGGAGAGACAAAACAUCUCAGAUGCUCUCCAUUUGAAAUGGUGCCCCAGAGUGUGACCAGAUCUGUAGCUGCCAAGCCAUGUGCCCGAGGGGAGCAGGUGGUUUUGGUUGGGGAGAGGUAAGUCACCAAAGGGAUCCCUGAGGUCAGGGAGUGUCUCCCCACUCCCUGCAUUGCAUUUGGGGGUAGGCAGAAGUGAUGUGCCAAAGCAGAGCUCUGCCCUGUAUGUGCCUGCAGCAGGAGGGGUGUGCAGGCAGUGUCUGAAAGUGUGCACAUAGCAAUGUGCUGGUCAGUGCCAGGCUCCCUCUGGGGUCACCCACAAACCUGCCAUUCUGCCUCAGGACAUGGCUGCCUUCUGUCUUGGACCAAGACGUUCCUGCUGUGAGGCUCCUGUAGCUCUUGUUCCAAUCAGUAAGUUACAUGCAACUUAACCACAAGGUUUGGGAAUGAUUCUUCAUUUCAUAAAUUAAAGAGAAUCUUUUCUGUA